Messenger RNA from Plenodomus lingam JN3, 1020 nucleotides. RefSeq lists its product as uncharacterized. Lineage: Eukaryota; Fungi; Ascomycota; Dothideomycetes; Pleosporales; Leptosphaeriaceae. The record is from RefSeq and is a predicted model, not a curated record. Gene Ontology annotation, cellular component: Golgi apparatus.
AUGUACAAGCCCAAGUCGCGAAACGAAUGGGUCCUUCUAACCAUCACCGCGGCCCAGGCUCUGCUAGUCACCGCGCUUGAUUUAUACAUACUCCUCACCUACUUCGACUGGGUAACACCCUAUGUCUACCAAGUCCCCAACUCCUAUGUCGUUCCCGCCAACUUUGCCAUCGUCGUCCUCGGCAACCUCUACCAGGCCGUACUGGCCUGGGACGGUCUGCGCGUCAAGAACACAUUGCAAUUGUACAGCGUCUACCUUCUCAAUGCCGGCCUCCUCUUCUUCUCCGUCAUGCGAUAUCGCCAAACAAAGAUGGUCACCGCUAGUUUACAACGAGCAGAGGCUGCGGGCCACAAACCUUUGACAAAUCGACACAUCAACUACUGGAAGAAUGUAGAGCCGGCACUGUUGACAGUUACGGCCAGCAUUGGCUUGUCUUGGCUCGUCCAGGGUGUCCUUGUUUGCCUGUUACACAGAGAGUUCAAGUGGGCAAUCUAUAGGCAUAUCCGGGGGAGUUUAGAAAUGUUGAGGCGAUAUUUCACCUAUCAGGUCCUCGUUGUGCUCAUGCGUUUCGAGAUCUACUUCUUCAUCGCCUUCAUCGUCCUCUACGGCCUCAUCAGCGUACAUUACAGACAGCCCGAGUUUGCACUCACAAUGGCCAUGAUUCCCGCCCUUACUAUCCUGGUCAUCCUGACCAUUCUCUUUACAAAAUCCGAAAACUACUUGGGCGCCAUAUUCGCAAUUAUCCUCCGCUUAGGCGAAAUAACCUACCUCCUCAGUCGAAUCCUCCUCCUCACUGGCAAGUCUCGCCGUGCAAAUACCGCUCUGAAAGACGAGAUGCUCUUCUUCGCAGGCACCGCGAUAGCACUUGCAACCCUCGCCUGUUUCAACGCCAUGCUAUGCGUCUUCAAUUUCAGAAAGGGCUUGAGACCGCUCCUGGGCGGCUACAGCUGGAAUCAGGCGCCGUCUGUAUUUGAGCCCGUCCAUCAGCAUCGGUACAGCGAGAGGAUCGAACUGGAUUAA